ACGCCGUCCGAUGGAUCGCCUCAAUGGCUGUGAUAGUGAUUCGGAAACACGCGACAUUUUUCUAGACGACCUACUGGCAGGUUUGCCACCUGAGCGAGACCACGACCACAAAAUCGAGCUAGAGUGCAGCGCGCAACCUACUGUUCGGACUCAAUGGCAGUUGAUUCAGCUCGAGCUGGAUGAACUUAGAAGCCAGCUGGACUACCUGCUUGAGGAAGGUUUCGUUCGCCUCAGCACAUCCUCGUUUGCAGCUCCGAUCCUGUUCACCCCGAAGAAAGAUGGCGGUCUGCGAAUGUGUCUUGACUACCGCGCUUUUUCGGCCACUUAGCCAUAUCUGGAUUGCGAGGGG
Closterium sp. NIES-67 is the source of this 349-nucleotide messenger RNA. NCBI's taxonomy places the organism in Eukaryota, Viridiplantae, Streptophyta, Zygnematophyceae, Desmidiales, Closteriaceae. The record is from the annotation of a GenBank genome assembly.